AUGGAAGAAAUAAAAAUGAUGUUAAUCAAUAUGCAGCAAGAAAAUAGGGAAACAAAAUCUGAGAUGUUGGCAAUGAAAGAAGAUAUAACAACAACCAUUAUAAAUAAUUUAAAUGAAAAAUUUACAUAUUUAGAGACAAAACAGAAUCUUUUGGAAACUAAACUUCAACAACAAAAUACAGCAAUAAAGAACUUCGACAGAUAUUUGCGACGAAAAAAUCUGAUUUUGUUUGGUGUAGAGGAACAGGAAAAAUCAUACCAUGACUUAGAAAAGACAGUUAUCGAAUUUAUAAAUGAAUACUUUAACCUCCAGUAUAAUAAUUGCAGUAUAGAAGAUGUCAGAAGAUUGGGAAAAAAGAAAGACGCGAUUAGACCCAUAAAAAUUACUUUCACUACAAUGGGUUUAAAAAUAAACAUCUUGAGAAAUAAGAAACUUCUGAAAAAUACGCCAUUCUACUUCAAAGAAGACUACCCAUUAGAUAUCCUAAAUAAGCGUAAAGAGUUAUUAGUUCAAUUAAAAAAAGAAAAACAACUUGGCCAUAAGGCCUACAUCAGAUAUGACAAACUAAUUGUAUUAAAGAUAAAGAUCAACAAGUCCUUCAUAGACAACCAAAUAAAAGAUAUCUAUCUGAAUCUCCGGAGACAAUACAUGUUAAAAACAAAUUGCAAAAUCAAAAGAAAAAAGAAACAAAUAAAAACAAUAAAGUCUCAAGCAUUAAAGAUUUUAUUAUUCAGAAGCCAAAUCAAGUUUAUAAUCACGUCAUCAACCCUCAAGAUCAGCAUGAGAACGUCACACAAGUCAAUAAGCAAUGAAAAUUACAAAAUUCCCCUCCAACUCCACGUCUCCCAUUACGGUUGGUCACCGCGGGAGAGUCCGACCAUAACCCCCCAGAAAAACUUACCAGUAACAGACAUUCUAAAAAUUAUCUAUUACACAUAG
Molecule: messenger RNA, 939 nt
Organism: Melitaea cinxia (Glanville fritillary)
Lineage: Eukaryota; Metazoa; Arthropoda; Insecta; Lepidoptera; Nymphalidae
Exons: 1
Coding region: 1-939 (312 amino acids)
Source: RefSeq, a predicted model, not a curated record